AAGAACGUCCAUCCAUGGCUUUCCGGGGGCGCUCGACCCGUGUAUAUAUGGCCGGGCACGCCGCGUCGAUCAGGCUCUGCUCUCCAUCUCCACCUGGUCGAUCAACUUUGAUAGCUGCGUUCCGUCCGUGUGCUUUGAUCAGUCGUGUAGCGCGGCCAUGUUCCACGGCGGUAGCGGCGGCGGCGGCGUGGGGAGGACCUGCAUGUCGCUCCCGCUCGGCAAGUACCUCCGCCGCGCGCUGCGCGGCAGCGGCGGCCGGGGCAAGCCUCGCCUCAAGGACAAGGAGUACAUGAGGCAGCGGUCGCUGUCGUCGUUGUCGUCGGUGGAGCUCAACCUCAACCUCGUCACCAGCUCAACCUCCUCGUCAUCAACCGCGCCGGCGUCCUGGUCGGCGGGGUCGCCGUCGGUGGUGCGCGUGGUGCUCUGGAGCGGCCUCGUGGAGGUGUACACGGGCGUGGUGCUCGCCUGCACGGUCAUCCGGCGCCACCCGCCGGGCCUCUGCCUCGCGCACACCGACGUCUUCCGCAACCCGCACCGCGCCACGCUCAGGCCGCUGGAGCCGCUGUUCCCGGGCCAGAAGUUCUUCCUCCUGCCGGAGACCACCGUGCGCAAGCUCCAGCGCGACAUCCCCCUCGACGUCCCGUUUCCCGACAAGCACAUCCGUGGCGCCGCCGAGGAGGAAGAGGUGGCCGGCGAGGCGGUGGCCAGGGCGGCGCCGGAGAGGUGCUGCGCGAACGACUUCUACGUGAACAGGGAGAGGUGGGCCGAGUCGCAGUUCAAGAGCAUGGUUGAGCACGGGCUCGCCGCCGACCAGUCGUCGUCGUCGUCGCGGUGGAGCGCAGCCGAUAAGAGGAACAUUAGGAGGAUGAUGAAGACGAAGUCACCUCGGAGGGACCUGCUGGGCAGCGGCGCCAUGCCGCUGCCGCUCACGUCGAGGGCGUGGGAGCCCAGCCUGCCGGCCGUGCAGGAGGAGGCAGCGCCGUCGUCGCCUGAGCUCCACACCGCCACCACCUCACCGGCGCUAGACCAGGCCACCAGGACCGAUGGCGAGUCGUCGUCGUGAUCUAGCUGCCGCGUACAUUCGUCACUGGUCCUGACGACUGCUUGAGAUCGGUAAUUGUACAUCGCGUGUGAUGAGAAAUAGUUUUGCUUUGCUGAUGCCAUGUCGAGAUAAUUGUAAAUCGUGUGCCAUGGUUGUGAUCGUCACAAUGUUUCCUGGAGCAGCUUAAGCUGAACUGUGUGUGGGUG
Molecule: messenger RNA, 1248 nt
Organism: Lolium perenne
Lineage: Eukaryota; Viridiplantae; Streptophyta; Magnoliopsida; Poales; Poaceae
Source: RefSeq, a predicted model, not a curated record